AUGGCGCGACCCCUCGCUAGCCUACCUAGGCAGCUCCUCCGACCCCGUCCGAUCCCUCGCUUUCAGACCCUGCACGCGUCGUCUUCUCGGCCACAACAGCACCAGCACCAACAACAGCAACAACAGGUCCAGGGGGCAACCGAUAUCUCCCACAGCCAGUUCCUGGCCAAUGCCAAGGCGGGCAGCGACUUCAAUCCCGCUCAACUACCUACUGCCGGGUCAUGGACCACCGCGGACAGCUAUGGUCGAUUGGAUCCUACCAAUUCUCACCUCUUCAAACUCAUCCUUCCGCUUCCUACCUCCCUCAACGGUACAAGCUCCGGCUCCGCCAAGAAGACAGAUACGAUCCCGACUGCCUUCCUCCUCCAUCCGUCUCAGCCCCUUUCUCACCUCUCUAGGCUCAUAACAGGCUCUUUACCCUCCUCGGAACGGAAUGUCGACAUCACCUACCUCGCUCUUACCGGGCAAGAAGCGGAUCUGGAGAGUCAUCUCCGGAGUGCGGAGACCGAGGGCGAUGGCGACGCCGAGGGCGAGCGAGGAGGAGAGCGACAGGAUGGAGGGCCCCGAUUAGCGGAGAGGGAAAAGUCCAAGGGGAGAUGGCAGGAGGUAUCUUGGUCCCAAAGUACCGACCUUAGUGACUUUAUCAAACAGUCUUCGAGCCUGAACGAGAGGUUCAAGAUUGUCAUCAAGCCGGAGGAGAAGGAGGGGUUGGGACCGGCAGGGGAAGGAGUGACGGUCGAGGUGGUCAUUCCGAGCUUUGCGAGUCGGACGACGUUUUUGAGGGGACGGCUUGUCAAGCUGAGUAAGGAGCUCGGGGCUUUGACCAAGAAGAAGAAGGAGGUCGAUCUGGCGGCCCACAGGUCGGCACGAAGACUCGGUACAACUGCUCUAGCUGUCGGGGCGGUCUAUUGGGCUGCAGUCGUCCGCUUCACUUUCUUUACCGAAGCUGGUUGGGAUAUGAUGGAGCCAGUCACGUGGACGACGGGCUUUGCGGCUCUGCUAUGUGGUACAGGCUUCCUCAUUUACCACAACCGCGAAGUCAGCUACUCCUCGCUGCUCGACUUGUCAAUAACGGCCCGCCAGCGAAGCUUGUACGACAAGCACGGCUUGGACAUCGAGAAAUGGACAGAGAUGGUCGCCGAAGCCAAAACCCUCCGACGCGAAAUCAAGCGGAUAGCAGCCGACUACGAUCUUGAAUGGCAAGGCGAACUCGAGAAUCUGGCCAGUAUGGACAAGUUCUCCCCUCCGCCGGGUGCGCAAAUGUCCACCUCUUCACCUACCUCUACCUCGCGGACGAAAGAAGCUAAAGAGGAGCAAGAUGACGAGGAUGAAAGGGAAGAUGACGAGGACGAAAAGAUUGAUAUUGACAAGACGAUCAAUGAAGCUUCGGAAAUGGCGGAGGAAACCAAGGAGCGGGCGGAGAAGCUAAAAGAUGCGGAACGGAAGGGGGAGGUGGUGGAUGAGCGGAGUGAGAAGGGGAAGAAGAAGGGCAAAGAUGGGGAGGAUGAGAGGGCGGGCGCGAAGAGGGGGAGGGAGAAGGCGAAGCGGAUCAUGGAGAAGGGAUCGAGCUGA
Dioszegia hungarica is the source of this 1572-nucleotide messenger RNA. RefSeq lists its product as uncharacterized. The coding region runs from base 1 to 1572 and encodes 523 amino acids. Gene Ontology annotation, molecular function: uniporter activity; calcium channel activity. Lineage: Eukaryota; Fungi; Basidiomycota; Tremellomycetes; Tremellales; Bulleribasidiaceae. The record is from RefSeq and is a predicted model, not a curated record. Gene Ontology annotation, biological process: calcium import into the mitochondrion; mitochondrial calcium ion homeostasis. The transcript is spliced from 5 exons. Gene Ontology annotation, cellular component: uniplex complex; mitochondrial inner membrane.